AUGGUAGGAAGCGGAAAUAGGAGCUUUAAACUGAAAGAACUUGGGAUCGCCACACAGCAUCCGCAUCAUGGAACUGAUAAUACUGAGAGCGAUCAUGAGGAGAGAUCAAAAGCAGGGAUAAUAAAGAGAUAUAUGGCGCCGCCAAGAGGGUGGUUGGCGAUUAAAAUAGGUAGAGAGGUGCAAGAGAGAAUAGUGGUGCCGGUGAGUUACUUGAAUCACCCUCUGUUUGCAGAGCUGCUGAAGCAGGCAGAGGAAGAGUAUGGGUUUAAGCAAGAAGGAGCCAUAGCCAUCCCUUGCCAGUUGAAGCAUUUCAAGUAUGUUGAAGCCAUCAUUCACAGGGAACACCACCAUCAUCGUCUUGUUGGAUGCUUCAGGCUUUGA
Messenger RNA from Neltuma alba, 381 nucleotides. RefSeq names its product auxin-responsive protein SAUR32-like. Gene Ontology annotation, biological process: response to auxin. Bases 1 to 381 code for a protein of 126 amino acids. NCBI's taxonomy places the organism in Eukaryota, Viridiplantae, Streptophyta, Magnoliopsida, Fabales, Fabaceae. The record is from RefSeq and is a predicted model, not a curated record. The transcript has a single exon.